Rhinopithecus roxellana (golden snub-nosed monkey) is the source of this 2672-nucleotide messenger RNA. It is a transcript of the gene TFB2M, whose product is annotated as transcription factor B2, mitochondrial. The transcript is spliced from 8 exons. Gene Ontology annotation, cellular component: mitochondrial matrix. Lineage: Eukaryota; Metazoa; Chordata; Mammalia; Primates; Cercopithecidae. Gene Ontology annotation, biological process: transcription initiation at mitochondrial promoter; rRNA methylation. Bases 180 to 1370 code for a protein of 396 amino acids. Gene Ontology annotation, molecular function: mitochondrial transcription factor activity; rRNA (adenine-N6,N6-)-dimethyltransferase activity. The record is from RefSeq and is a predicted model, not a curated record.
AAGCGGAAGUGAGGGAGAAAAGCACGAAGGCUCCGCUGUUCGCAUGCGCAGGCUGUAGUGUUUACUUCCGCUUGACCUGGCCCGGACGCCAGAAAAUAUUCCACGUGGGAUACCCUGCGUGGGGUUCACUGAAGUAGCGACACUGGGUAGUCCUUGGAGCGGGCCUGAGAGACAAGGACAUGUGGAUCCCAGUAGCCAGGCUUCCUCCGCGGCUGAGGCUCUCUGCCUCGGCGGCCGCUGGUCGCUUUUGCAUUUUAGGGUCUGCAGCGGCGACGCGAAAGCACUUGCCAGCGAGGAACCGCAGUGGCCUGUCUGACUGCUCUCCGCAGCUGUUGCCCGAAACGGAUUUCAGGAAUCCGCCAAAGAAGGCGUCUAGGUCCAGCUUAGACUUUAAGCGUUACGUAACCGAUCGGAGAUUGGCUGAGACCCUGGCGCAAAUCGUAUGCGGAAAACCAAAUAGACCUCCACACUUACUGCUGGAGUGCAAUCCAGGUCCUGGAAUCCUGACUGAAGCAUUACUUGAAGCUGGUGCCAAAGUGGUUGCCCUCGAAAGUGACAAAACUUUUAUUCCACAUUUGGAGUCCUUAGGGAAAAAACUGGAUGGAAAACUACGAGUGAUUCACUGUGACUUCUUUAGAAUAGAUCCUAGAAGUGGUGGAGCAAUAAAGCCACCCGCUAUGUCUUCUGAAGAGCUCUUCAAGAAUUUGGGAAUAGAAGAGGUUCCUUGGACAGCAGGCAUCCCUUUAAAAGUAUUUGGAAUGUUUCCAAGUAGAGGUGAAAAAAGGGCACUUUGGAAACUCGCAUAUGACUUGUAUUCCUGUACUUCUAUCUAUAAAUUUGGACGAAUAGAAAUAAAUAUGUUUAUUGGUGAAAAAGAAUUCCAGAAACUAAUGGCAGAUCCCCGAAAUCCAAAGUUGUAUCAUGUAUUAAGUGUUAUCUGGCAGAUAGCUUGUGAGAUUAAGGUUCUGCACAUGGAGCCUUGGUCAUCAUUUGAUGUAUACACCCGAAGUGGGCGGCUGGAAAACACAAAGCGUAAGGAAGUAUUAGAACUAUUACAACAAAAGCUGUAUCUUGUUCAAAUGACUCCUCGGCAAAAUUUAUUUGCCAAUAGCUUAACACCUAUGAACUAUAAUAUAUUUUUUCAUUUGUUAAAGCACUGUUUUGGGAGGCGCACUGCCACUGUAAUAGACCACUUACGUUCAUUGACUCCACUUGAUGCGAGGGAUGUAUUGAUGCAAAUAGGAAAAGAGGAAGAUGAGAAAGUAGUUAACAUGUACCCUCAAGACUUCAAAAGACUUUUUGAAACUAUAGAGUGUUCCGAAGAUUGUGCUUAUAAAUGGCUGUAUGACGAAACCCUGGAAGACAUGUAGCACCUGGACUGUCGUUUUUAGUGGAGCACUUGGACUGUCGUUUUUGGUGGAGCGGUUUAUUUACUUGGAAACUAUGACAUGAAAACCAAAUUUGAAAACUCCCAUGCUUUCAGCAGAGGAUAACUGUUCUUGUUUUGCACAAGCCAGGCAGAUCAUUUCUCCUAAGUUAUCAUUGGCAUAUUGGAUGAAACAGUGGCUGCUAUUUUUUUCACAAUUGAAUAAAAUGAAAACUUCAAUUAAUUGUGGAUUUGAUCAGAUUGAAUUUUAUUUCAGAUUCCUCUUUAAAUAUUUCACUUUUACUGUUGCUGAUGUUUACAUCUUGAAGAGCAAGAGUCUGUACAUUAUCAAGCUUAGAAAGUAAACAAAACUGAUAUACUGAUUUGCCUUUCAGUUUGUUGAAAUGUAUUGUCAAAUACUGUACAAUGAAAUUGUUUAAGUUGUAAUAUGAUGUAAGCUUUUUUAGAAAUUAAAAUAUUUUAAAUAAUAAGAUUUUGUGGUUUCUUUUGGUCUCUAAAUACUUAAUGAAACAUUAAACUGACCCUAAUUUACUGCAUUUUAGUUCUGUCAUGUAGAGUCUAUAGUUUUGGUGAAUAAUUCAGUGUGUAUUUAAAAAAGUCUUCUGCACAUUUGUUCUAUCAAGAAAAUUCAUCUGACGUUAGAUGUGAACCUAAAUGGAAUUUAUGUGAACCUAAAUGGAAUUAAGAAUGUUUUCUUGGCCGGGCACAGAGGCUCACGCUGUAAUCCCAGCACUGGGAGGCCAAGGCAGGAGGAUCACGAGGUCAGGAGUUUGAAACCAGCCUGGCCAACAUGAUGAAACCCCGUCUCUACUAAAAGUACAAAAAUUAGCCCGGCAUGUUGGCGGGCGCCUGUAAUCCCAGCUACUCGGGAGGCUGAGGCAGGAGAAUCACUUGGACUUGGGAGGCAGAGGUUGCAGUGAGCCAAGAUUGUACCACUGCACUCCAGCCUGGGUGACAAAGCAAGACUCUCGGGGAAAAAAAAAAAAGUUUUCUUGCCAGGAGUGGUGGUGUGCACCUAAUAGUCCCAGCUACUCAGGAGGUGGAGGAGGGAGGACAUCUGAGCCCAUGAGUCUAGUCUGGGGGCAACAUGGUGAAACCGCCAUUUCUAAAAAUACUUUAUAAAACAGCUGGGCAUGGUGGCAGGUUCCUGUAGUCCCAGCAACUUGGGAGGCUGAGGUGAGAGGAUCACUUCAGCCCAAGAGUUCGAGGCUGCAGUGAGCUACUAUUUAUUGUACCUGUGAAGAACCCCUGCAUUGCAGCCUGGGUAACGUAGCGAGACUCAUCA